Mauremys reevesii (Reeves's turtle) is the source of this 3247-nucleotide messenger RNA. Its product is annotated as forkhead box protein D4-like. The transcript has a single exon. The record is from RefSeq and is a predicted model, not a curated record. Gene Ontology annotation, biological process: anatomical structure morphogenesis; cell differentiation; regulation of transcription by RNA polymerase II. Gene Ontology annotation, molecular function: RNA polymerase II cis-regulatory region sequence-specific DNA binding; DNA-binding transcription factor activity, RNA polymerase II-specific. The coding region runs from base 901 to 1818 and encodes 305 amino acids. Lineage: Eukaryota; Metazoa; Chordata; Testudines; Geoemydidae.
CAAGAAUCUCAAAUAAAGCGUUUUCUCUCCUAUCUAGUUUGAAAAUUUGACCUUUUGUGUUAUGUGCACAUGGUCAUUCAGUACAAAGCCUGGGCCAUGUGGAUCAGCUGGUAGUGCUGUUAGGUGCUUUUUAGCGGGAGGAGCUAUAAUUAUUGUAACUAUUUGAUUGCAGACGUUUUCUGGCGUAAAUAGUGGUGAGGUUUCAUUUUUUGAGUAUCUAAGCGUUUGGGUUUUGUAAGGAGCGGAACCACACGCGCGGAUUUCCAAUGCCGGCCCUGUUAAAAUCCCCGAAUCCGUAAGGAUGUUAAUCUCCUGCUUACAGUUCAGUAGCGCUGAGAAGCGACGCUGGAGAGUCUUUGUGUCCUUGCUGUACAAGCAGCACAUUUCAGCAGGCAGCGCCGAGCAGGGGCUGGUAACUCUAGUCCAUAGCUUAGUGACGGACGGGGCGAAGCUUACUAUGAUUAUAACCUUGCUCAUUCAAAUUUUAACUAACACCAGAUGUGUCUUUCCGUCGCUAAAGGCUGCAAAUGCGCUUUCUCCAUGGCCACCUGCCUCUCACCCGCUACAAGUGGAGGGAGAAAUGGCUGAAGAGCCUGAGGGUUGUAGCCCAGUGGGCCAUGCCCCCCACCCCGAGCUGCUUCCUGGGGGCUCCGCCAGGGUCCUGCGCUCGCCCGCUGCCCGAUCAAUGGCAAACGCAGCCCAAGGACUCAGCGUCCUCCCCCUCGGUGGUGGGCAGGACCCAGGCACCUCACUGCAGCAGGGACCCCAUUGGGCUGUAGCAGGGACCAGCCGCUCCUCUCCCCGCGCUGCCGUGGGGAGGGGUAUAAGAAGGGCUCGGACGCGGCUUUCCCAGCCACACGGCGGCCAGGGCUGCACCCGCGUCCGUGGGCGAGCGGCCCCAUGAGCCGGCAGCUGGGCGUGCGGGGCUCGGAUGGGGAGGACGAGGAGGAGGAGGUGGAAGGGGGCAGGGGCGUCCCGGGGCAGCCCCGCCGGCAGGGGGAGCCCGAGGGGAAGCCGCCCUACUCCUACAUCGCGCUCAUCACCAUGGCCAUCCUGCAGAGCCCGCAGCAGAAGCUGCCGCUGAGCGGCAUCUGCGCCUUCAUCCGCGGCCGCUUCCCCUACUACCGGCGGCGCUUCCCCGCCUGGCAGAACAGCAUCCGCCACAACCUCUCGCUCAAUGACUGCUUCGUCAAGCUGCCGCGGGAGCCGGGCAGCCCGGGCAAGGGCAGCUACUGGGGCCUGGACCCGGCCUCGCAGGGCAUGUUCGACAACGGCAGCUUCCUCCGCCGCAGGAAGCGCUUCAAGCGGCCCCCGCCGCCGCCGCCCGCCCCGGCCCCGGCCCCGCUCUGCCCGCCCUGCGCCCUGCAGCCCGCCGAGCCCCUGCGCUCCGGGCUCCCGCUGCACCCCGCCUGCCCCCUGCCGCGCCGCGCCCUGCAGCUGGGGGUGCUGCUACUGCGCGAGCAGGAGGCGGCCGGGGCGCAGCAGGCGGCCGCUCCCCCGGGCCGCGGCUGCUCCUUCAGCAUCGAGAGCAUCCUGAUGGGCAGCGAGCCGGCCCCCAGCCCGCUGCUGCCGCCGGCCGCCGCCUGGCCUGGCGGGCCCCAGCUCCUGCCCCGCACCCCCUGCCUGCUGCCCGCCGCCCUGCUCGGCCUGGCCUCGCCGUGGGACGCCGCCUGCUGCGCCCCGGGGGCCGGGAAGGGCGCCCGCCUCCUCCGGCCCAGCCCUGCGGCGGCGGCGGUGCUGGGCUGCCAGCCCGGGCCGGGCCCCGCCAGGCUGCUGCCCCUUGGAGCGGCUGCGGGGGGAUCGCCGGCCGCCUUCUAGCGCCAGAGGGGACCGGCCUGGCACCGCCACCCCGGUCCCAACCUCCUGCCGGGGUCACCCUGGUGGGUGGCGUUAGUGCCUCAAACAACGUCAUGCUCCGCUCGGACACUGCCCGGCCCGGCACUGCUCCGCCUUUGCCGUCGGCGGGGGACUUCUGAAGCCCCCCCCCCCAUCCGUCUCUGGGUGGCGAUUGUCAAGGGGCGCCUGACUUUAUGCUGCGAGCUGCCACUGACCGACCCUGCUAAGUUUGCAGCGGCUCCGGCUCUCAGGGGGACAGAGAGUUUUUCACCCCGUUUCUGGCGUGUAGCGAUCAUGCAGCAAAUAGUCCCCUCACGGAUGUGCGUUGUCUGUAAGAUGUUUACAAAGCCAAGGACUUUAUGAGGGUUGUUUUUUUAAGGAACAGGUCACCGGGCACUAGCGUGAGUGUUGCUGUUUUUCUCCCUGUGCAACGUCAAAAGCGCAUCCGGUCUGCAUUAUGUGAGUGAGAAAUGAACUAAGUGGGUAACUUGUGGGAUUCAAACAUAACUUCAAACACUGGACAACUUCCGCUAUAACACGUUUCCUUUUCUCCUCCUUUGAACGAGAAACUUUUCAAAAUGCCAAGCGUACAAUACUUAUGUAUCCUGUGUUUCCUCUUGUAACGGGUUUGCAAUAUAAAUAGACAUGAAGCUGAAUAUUUAUUGCCUGUGAUCUGUGCAGCUGCCGUGGGCAAAUGUUAACAUAAAAACUUGUGUAUGGCUAAAUAAAAAACAAUAUAGUGCUUGUCCUUUUUCUGAAGUCAGUUAUAGAGGAUAACACAGCUAAGCAUAUGCUCAUCAUAAUGUAUAUAAAAUCCCGCUGGCUAACUUUCCAAAGAGACCUUUUCGCUUUUAUGUUUUAAUGGGGACAAAAGGAUAAUUUCGAAGUCCCUCUAUGGGGAGUAUUUAAGGUAUUUUCGAGUGUUUCGCGUAUUUAGAUUUAGGGUUUAUUUCUAUGUUAUUUGACUGCACAUAAAAUCAGAGGUGUUUUUCUCAAGUCUUAGUAGAAGCUGAUUUAAAUUGAGAUCCGAAUUGCCAGUGGCGUCACUGGGAGCAGAAUUGGAACCGUACAUUGGGAUAAUAGGGGUCAUCUUCCUCCCCACAAUGGGCAAUGAGAACAAACUAGGAGGUGGAAAAGAAAUGUCACUCGUUUCUGAUUCUUAGCGGUAGGCGAAUGUAUUAACUGUAUUUGUAUUAAAUCUACCUUUACAUGUGUAAUUUCCCCCUCUCAACCCGCAAAGAGGGAUACCACCAGAAAAAAACAUUCUUGCGAAGCUCACGGCUGUUUUAGGUGUCUAACCAAUAGCAUCCGAAGAAGUGAGCUGUAGCUCACGAAAGCUCAUGCUGAAAUUUGUUAGUCUCUAAGGUGCCACAAGUACUCCUGUUCUUUUAACCAAUAGCAGUGUCUUGAA